Manihot esculenta (cassava) is the source of this 2932-nucleotide messenger RNA. Its product is annotated as pre-mRNA-splicing factor ATP-dependent RNA helicase DEAH10. Gene Ontology annotation, cellular component: intracellular anatomical structure; nucleolus. The transcript is spliced from 13 exons. The record is from RefSeq and is a predicted model, not a curated record. Gene Ontology annotation, molecular function: RNA binding; ATP binding. NCBI's taxonomy places the organism in Eukaryota, Viridiplantae, Streptophyta, Magnoliopsida, Malpighiales, Euphorbiaceae. Bases 68 to 2248 code for a protein of 726 amino acids. Gene Ontology annotation, biological process: positive regulation of transcription by RNA polymerase I.
GUUUUCAAGAGGGUUUCUUUCUCCCCUCUCCUCUAGGCCUCUGAUCCUCGUCUCACAGAGAAGAGUAAUGCCUUCAAUGGCGCAGAACGGACCCAGAAGCAAUCUUCAAAACCAAAAGAAGCAGUCCAACUUCCCCAAUAAGUCUCGCAAUUCUGAUUCUUUGGCCAGGAGAGAGAGGAUUAAGAGUCAGAGGUUGUCUCUACCUAUAGCUUCAGUUAAGGAACGACUUAUUGAGGAGGUUAAAACCCAUGAUAUAUUGAUCAUUGUUGGUGAAACUGGAAGUGGAAAAACAACUCAAUUACCUCAGUUUCUGUUCAACGCUGGGUUUUGUCGAGAUGGAAAAGCUAUUGGGAUAACGCAACCUAGGCGUGUUGCGGCGGUCACUGUGGCAAAACGGGUGGCAGAGGAAUGCGGCGUUGAGCUGGGACAAAAGGUUGGAUAUUCCAUCAGGUUUGAUGACAAAACCUCUAGCUCUACAAGGAUUAAGUACAUGACUGAUGGAUUGCUACUCAGGGAAGCAUUACUGGAUCCUUACCUCUCUAGAUAUUCAGUCAUCAUUGUUGAUGAAGCUCAUGAGAGAACUGUCCACACUGAUGUUCUGCUGGGAUUGCUAAAAAAUGUACAAAAUGUUAGGUCAAACUCUAUGAAGGACCAUGUCAAUACGGAUGACAAGAAGUCAAAGAACAGGACAGUGCAGGAGAAAGGAACUGGUGCUCAAUGUACUAGUUUUCUCAAGCAAGGCCAUGGCAGGAAAUUCCCUCCACUGAAGUUAAUCAUAAUGUCUGCCAGCUUGGAUGCUCGUGUUUUUUCUGAGUAUUUUGGUGGUGCCAGAGCUGUUCAUAUUGAAGGGCGCCAACAUCAUGUUGAUAUACUGUAUGCUCUUCAUCCUGUGCAAGAUUAUCUUGAUGCGACCUUGGUUACUAUAUUCCAGAUUCAUUUGGAGGAGGCCCCUGGUGACAUACUUGUAUUUCUAACUGGCCAAGAAGAGAUUGAGUCCAUUGAAGGACUUGUGCAGGAACAACUUCAUAAAUUACCUGAAGCCAAUAGAAAGUUGUCAACUGUUCCUAUAUUUUCAUCUCUUCCAUCGGAGCAGCAGAUGCGGGUCUUCAUGCCAGCUUCACCUGGGCAUCGUAAGGUAAUAUUGGCAACAAAUAUUGCUGAGACAUCUGUGACAAUACCUGGAAUCAAAUAUGUUAUAGACCCAGGAUUUGUGAAAGCACGUUCUUAUGAUCCAGUCAAAGGGAUGGAAUCAUUGAUAAUUAUUCCAACUUCAAAAGCUCAGGCACUUCAAAGGAGUGGACGUGCAGGUCGCGAAGGACCUGGAAAGUGCUUUCGUCUGUAUCCAGAGCAUGAAUUUGAGAAACUUGAGGAUUCGACGAAGCCAGAGAUCAAGCGGUGCAACCUCUCAAAUGUCAUCUUGCAGCUGAAGGCUCUGGGUGUCGACGAUAUCAUUGGGUUUGAUUUCAUGGAAAAGCCAUCUAGGGCAGCUAUCAUCAAAUCAUUGGAGCAUCUGUUUUUGCUUGGUGCUUUGACAGAUGACUGUAAGUUGUCAGAACCUGUUGGGCAUCAAAUGGCUCGGCUUCCUUUAGAUCCUAUUUAUUCCAAAGCUCUCAUCUUAGCUAGUCAGUUCAACUGCUUGGAAGAAAUGCUGAUAACUGUUGCGAUGCUCUCAGUGGAAUCUAUUUUUUAUACCCCUCGUGAGAAAUUGGAUGAGGCGAGAACUGCAGCGAAGUGCUUUUCAAGUCCAGAUGGAGACCAUCUUACUUUGGUUAAUGUGUAUCGGGCAGUAGAUGGACUUUUGGAAAAGAGAAAGAUGGAAUUUGGUAAUGAAAAAAGUCUCAAAGGAAAAAAUGAAAAAUUUCUGAGAAAAUGGUGCAAGGAAAAUUUCAUUAAUGGCCGUUCACUGAGGCAUGCUCGUGACAUUCACAGUCAAAUUCGAGGACAUGUUGAACAAAUGGGUCUUCGUAUUUCUUCAUGUGGAGAUGAUGUGCUUCAAUUUCGAAGAUGCCUUGCUGCUUCCUUUUUCCUUAAUGCAGCUUUGAAGCAGCCUGAGGGGACGUACAGGGCCUUGGCAAGUGGACAGGUAGUGCAGAUACACCCUUCUUCUGUGUUAUUCCAGUCAAAGGCAGAAUGCGUAAUUUUCAAUGAACUGGUCCAAACCACUAAGAAGUACAUCCGCAACGUAACUAGGAUCGAUUAUUUAUGGUUAACUGAGCUUGCUCCUCACUACUAUGCCUCACAGAGUUAAAUUUUUCCGCUGGAAAUAACAGAAGGAUGAUCUCUGUUUCUUACCAUUGAGGGUGACAAUCAGUAAUACAUCCAAACAUGUUCUUAUCCAUCCCUUUUUAUACUGGUAGAUGAGGGGAGUUGCAGAAUUUUGGGAUUCUCAUUCGCAACCCUAUCUGUUGGUGCUUUGUGGCUAUUUGCCAUCUGGAGCAUCCUCAAGAGAGAAUUGUCAAUUCCAUCCAGAAUUGAUUCCAAUACAAGGAAGCAUGCUGAUGGUGUUUCAGUUUUCCCUUCAUUUUGAAUUUCUAUGAGUGAGCCAGGUUGUUGAAAAUCAGCAACUUAAGAGACUCUGAUUUGUAAGCCGUUAUUAUAUUGAGUGCAGGAUGGCUGCAUUUUGAAUUUUGACGGGGUGGAAGAGCACAGGACUGUUUCCCAGUUCAUCAUUUGGUUUUAGUGGUUCUAGAAUCUUUAACCCUGUAAAUCCCCUUCCUCCCCAGCAGCGCCCCCCCCCCCCCCCCUUUUCUUUUCUAUCUCUGUGAUUAACUCCAUUUUUAUGUGGGCUUGAGAAAUGAUGCUUUGUUACCAUUCUAAAUUAAAGCCUCUUACUUUUAGAAGUCAGAUUCCCUAUCCAUGGAUUUUAAGUUGCUCUCCAUAAUGUAAAAUUGAUGUAGCCAACAUUGAUGAUAUUUAUGGAUGGUUCAGUAUA